Molecule: messenger RNA, 836 nt
Organism: Rubroshorea leprosula
Lineage: Eukaryota; Viridiplantae; Streptophyta; Magnoliopsida; Malvales; Dipterocarpaceae
Source: the annotation of a GenBank genome assembly
AAACCAACUUUCUUAGAAUAGACAAAUUGUCGGUCUUGAAACUGAACUCUAAAAUCCAUCCAUUUAAAUCCAAUCCACUUUAUUCUCUUGCUCAUUCAAGCCCUAGAAGGGGAGAAGAGCAAUGUGGAAAGGACAGACAAACAAAUUGAGGGGUCAUGACAGACUUGGAACUACCAGUUUCUACCUUGCCCUCAACAAACCGUCCCUAACAUAUUCUAACUUUUUUGUCUUCAAUAAACCAAACCAUAUCCACAGGAUAUAAGGAGUUAAGGACCCCAUGAUAUCGUCCUACACAAGAUACCAAGAUUUUGUUAGAUACACAAAAUAUAUAUAAGGACCCCAUAUUUCUCUUUCAUCAUUCCACCUUCUUGUUUUCUUAUUUACUCUUUUCUGUUCUCUUGGACACAAAGUUAUCCUGAUGGAAACAUCAACGCUGCAAUUGGAGUUUUAUGGCAAUAAUUCAAGAGGACGAAAGGCUUGAAACUUAAGCAAGAUGUCAGUGUUGUUGUCUCGAAUUUUGACUUCAAUACCCACAGUAUUGAUGUAUAUGCUACAAUGGUUUAUUCAUGGAUUGUCCGUUGUGGAAUAUCUCAAGCUCCGGAUGUUGAUACACUAACCGAAUCACGUAAAUUCUUUAUUCGUUGUAUUGGGUGAUGAUGUUUUGGGUCUUGGACCUUGGCUAUGCUUAGGCUCAAAAGUAAUUUGGGUCAUUAAAACGAGCCCGUCUACUGCAAGGAAUAAGGAGUGCAGAAUCGAAUAUUGGGUAUGAAUCCAUAGCUUUGUUAUAAGUGGGGAAAAUGGAACCGAACAUGAGUCACAACGACUGAGGUCCUGUA